This is a messenger RNA of Meloidogyne enterolobii, 1450 nucleotides long. The record is from the annotation of a GenBank genome assembly. NCBI's taxonomy places the organism in Eukaryota, Metazoa, Nematoda, Chromadorea, Rhabditida, Meloidogynidae.
UUUAUAUCAAUGUUGGGUGAUGAUCAACGUCCGUCCACAUCUUUGGCUACGGAUGGACGAGGGAUGGUCAAAGAAUGGGUGAUUUCUAACAAAUAUUUAGAUAAUAUGAAAAAUAGAUUUGAGUUAAUUACCCAACGUUUUCAAAAAACAUUGCAACCACUUAAUGCAGUUAGUGAUUAUAUUUUACGGUGGGAGCCGAUUAACAGACGAUUAGAAAAUGUAAGAGAAGGGUGGAAACGAGUAAAGAAUAUUUAUUAUCAAGAAAAUCCCCAUUCUUUUGAGUGGGAGGUGCUUUCAAAAACUUUUUAUACCUGCUUUGUAACGGGUGUAAUUAUUGGUGGUACUGACACAGUUAAGAAAUCUAUAGACCGUUUUGAACUUUACAGGGCUGGAAAAGAGUUUGGCACUGUUGGACAUUUAAUGCAACGCAAAAUGGACUUUGUAAUGACUCAAUUUUAUAUGAAAGGAGCGAUAAAAGGAUUUAAAUUGGCUGCUUAUAUGUGUUCUAUUGUUUUUAUAACUGUUGGAAUUACUUGUUAUCGUGAUCGUUAUUCAAUUUUAUAUGUUCCAAUAACUACAACUUCCGUUUUUUCAUUUUUUGCCUUUAUUCGAGGUGUUGGAAUUAGCGGACUUGCUGUGGCAUUUUUUCUUUCUCUUAUGCCCUCUUUUUUGUUAACAACAGCAACAAUUGGAGCUAGUUUUUAUUAUAAAUGUUCUACAGAUGAAGUAUAUAAAAAUUUGAGACAAAAAUAUUUAAUAGAAGCAAAAAAAGAAAUUGAUGAUGAUAAUGAAUUGCUUCGAUAUACUCAAUCUAAAGGAAGAAAACCGGGCUUUAAACCUUGGGACCGCUACAAAAUGAAUUUAGAUAAAGAUAUGAAUGAAUUUAAAAGAAAAAUAACUUUGAAUGAUGAAGAAGAAUUGUUGAAAUUUGGAGGAAAAGAUGAAGAAUAGAACAAAUUAAAUUUUUUGUUGGGUGAUUUUUGUUGUUUAUUUCGAGGUAACUAGUGGGAAAUGGACUAGCUGGAUGAUUAAUUUUAGUGCCAAGUAGAAAUUGAUUCAUUAAACGUUAGUUUAAACACAAGCAAAUUUAACUUACAAUUUUGAAUGGAAAUGUAGCUUGGACCCCUACACGUUUUCUCAUACUUGGGACUAGAGAUCGGACCGAGACGAGAUCUCGAAAGAAAAUCUCGGCUAUAUCGAGAUCAAUAUUUUUCGAGAUCUCGAUUCUCUUACGGCAAAUUUUCUGGGUGAGAUUUUUCGAGAUCUCUCGACCUCAACCUCCUAGUCUACUUGGGACUUCCACCACCUUUUAGAAAUAAAUUUCAGAAAACUCGAUAAAAACUGUCACUGAAUACAAAACCCCACACAAUUUAGGAAUAAAAAGAAAUAUUUUUUCAGUUUAUUUUGUUAUAUUUAGAGUCAAUUGUUUUUUUACCUUUAAAAUAAAAUU